Molecule: messenger RNA, 4058 nt
Organism: Jatropha curcas
Lineage: Eukaryota; Viridiplantae; Streptophyta; Magnoliopsida; Malpighiales; Euphorbiaceae
Product: P-loop containing nucleoside triphosphate hydrolases superfamily protein
Biological process (GO): microtubule-based movement
Molecular function (GO): ATP binding; microtubule motor activity; microtubule binding
Source: RefSeq, a predicted model, not a curated record
GCAAAAGCAUAAAAGACCCCAAGCAAAAAGUCUGGGCGGGAAAAGAUUGGAAGAAGCAAAAGUAGGGAUUUUUUGAGUGCAGAAGCAAAUACAGUACAGACUCUUUCUCUUUCGCUCUCCAACAUGGAGAGAAUACACGUGACUGUCCGAGCGCGGCCAUUGUCGACGGAGGAUGCGAAGACAAGCCCAUGGAGAAUCUCCGGAAACUCUGUUUUCAUCCCCAACACCUCUUCUAAGUUUGAAUUCGAUCGGAUUUUUGGAGAAGACUGCAAGACUGAGGAGGUAUACAGAGCUCGUACUAAAGAAAUUGUUGGUGCAGCAGUUCAAGGAUUCAAUGGCACUGUGUUCGCAUAUGGGCAAACUAAUAGUGGAAAAACUCAUACAAUGCGAGGCUCUGCUACUGAACCUGGGGUUAUUCCUUUGGCUGUCCAUGAUUUGUUCGACAUAAUAAAACAGGAUGCUGGUCGGGAGUUUCUUCUGCGAAUGUCAUAUAUGGAGAUCUAUAAUGAGGAUAUCAAUGACUUAUUGGUUCCUGAGCACCGAAAGCUUCAGAUUCAUGAAAGUUUAGAGCGGGGGAUAUAUGUUGCUGGUUUGCAGGAAGCAGUUGUUGCCUUUCCUCAGCAAGUUCUUGAUCUGAUGCAGUUUGGAGAAUCACAUAGACAUAUUGGAGAGACAAAUAUGAAUGUGUACAGUAGCAGGUCCCACACUAUUUUCCGUAUGAUAAUAGAGAGUCGGGAUAGAAUUGAGGAUAUGGAUGUUGGCAGUUCCUGUGAUGCUGUUCGUGUAUCAGUUUUGAAUUUGGUGGACCUUGCUGGUUCAGAACGGGCUGCGAAAACUGGUGCGGAAGGUGUCAGGCUUAAAGAGGGUUCCCACAUUAAUAAAAGCCUAAUGACACUUGGAACUGUGAUUAAAAAACUGAGUGAAGGUGCUGAAAGCCAAGGGGGUCAUGUUCCAUAUAGAGAUAGCAAGCUCACACGAAUUUUGCAACCUGCACUUGGUGGAAAUGCAAAUACAGCUAUAAUCUGUAAUAUUACACUUGCACAGAUUCACACAGAUGAGACAAAAAGUAGUCUUCAAUUUGCAAGUAGAGCAUUACGUGUCACAAAUUGUGCUCAUGUGAAUGAGAUUUUGACGGAUGCUGCCUUGUUGAAGCGUCAGAAGAAAGAAAUUGAGGAGCUUCGUGCAAAGUUGCAGGGUUCUCAUUCAGAGCAUUUGGAGGAUGAAAUUCUCAACCUUCGGAACACAUUAUUACAGUCUGAAUUGGAGAGGGAGCGCAUAAUUUUGGAGUUGGAGGAGGAAAAGAGAGCCCAAGCUGAACGUGAAAAGGUUCUGCAAGAGCAGGCCAAGAAAAUAAAAAACUUGAGCUCGAUGGUUUUGCACUCCAACAGGGAUGAAAGUCGUAAUCAACAGAAAAAGGGGAAGAGACGGGAUACAUGGUGCCCAGGUGAACUUUCACGGCAGACUCUUCAAGAGAUGGAUGCUAAUAUGCAAUCAAGGGCUUCUUCCAUAAAACCCAUGAGCCGUGAUAUGGGCCCACUUAUUCCUUUUGAAGAAUUGGUGAGUGGAAAUGAAGUGGGGAAUGAUUUCUGCCAGCAACAUGAAGAUGAUAACAAUAAUGCAUCAGAAGACUGUACUUUUCCUGAUCCAUGCGCUUUAUUGCAUGUGACAAAUAGAAGAAAGGUACCACCAAGGAAGAAAAGCUCCCUUGAGGACCACGAAUUGGUAGAAAUGCAAGUAGCAUAUGAGGAAUUGCUUCUCAAAUUUGAAACUCAGAGAACGUUGAGUGAUAUACAGAUUGAUUGCUUAACAAGACAACUAGCUGAGGCUGAUCUAUAUGACUCUGCUAAAUUUAAUGGCUAUAGAAGUUCCAAUUAUGUAGAUAAAAAUAUAAGUUCAAGGGAGUCAGAGGCAAUUCAUGUUAUCAAACAACUUCAAGAAAAGAUUAAGACCUUAGAAAUGGAUAAGUCCUCAAGUCAGCAAAAUCUUAAUAGUGUUGUUGAUCUAGCAACAGAGCAAAGCAAAUGUGCCAGGGAGACGUUUGAAGAGCUACAUGAAGAGCUCCAAAAAGCAAGGGAGGAGGCUAGGGUGGCUCGUGAACAGCUUGCUUCUGGGGAAUCAGCAAGAGUAAUUGAUGUGGCAUUUGAGUCUGAGAUGAAGCUUUCCAUGGAGAUUCAAGAUAUAGUGUGUGAAGUUCAGAACUCUAGAAAAGUUAUGGACAGUGUUCCGUCACUUUUGGAUGAGGUUUUCCAGAGUCUUUCUGGUAUAUUUGAUGUGUUCAAUGAUUUUAAGGCUUUGAUUUAUCAGAGCUCUCAGAAGCAAAAAUUGAUUGCCAGUAAUCAUGAGAAUUUGUGCUUUUCCAUGAGGCAAAAGCUUGCUGAGGUUGAGAAUGAGAAGCUUCGUUUGUGCAAUCAAUCUGUUGAUCUUCAGAAGCAAAUAGAAGAACUGAGACGUGAUGCACAAAAUUAUGAAGAUUCUAUGAAAGAGCUCUCUGAGAAUUGGGGAAUGGAAAAAGAAGAACUGCUUUCUCAAGUUCAAAGUCUUAAAAAGGAAGUAUUUAGCUUAUCAUCGUGUUCCUUGGCCAAGGAAAAGGAAAACUUGAGAAAAGAUCUUGAGAAAACAAAAGUUAAGCUAAAGGAGACAGAGUUCAAGCUCAAGAAUGCCAUUCAGGAGAAAACUAAACUGGAGAGUGAGAAAGCAUUUUCUGAAAGGGAGGUUAAACGAUUGUAUGGUCAGAAUACUCGUCUUGAGCAUGAUAUUAACAAGCGUGACUCAUUUGCUGGUAGAAGGUGUGACGCAGUUUCUGAGAAGAGUUUAAAGGAAGAUUACAGAAAGUUGGAAGUUCUUGGAUUUGAAAUGGAAGCAACUAUUGCUUCUCUGGAAGAGGAAGUUGAAGCUGCACACAAGGAAAAGGAAGAGGCUAUAUUUAGAAAUGACAUUUUGGCUUCAGAGUUGGAAGCCUUGGUUGAAAAGUUGAACUUAUCAAAUGCUGAACUGAAUACAUUGCAAGAAGAGGUUUUAGUCCUGACACAAAAAUUAGAAGAAUCUAAAAUCAACCAACAAGCAAUGGAAAGUUCUAUCAAACUGUUGGUAGAAGAGAAGGAAGAAUUAGCAAUGCAACUUACUGAUUCACUACUGGAAAUGGAAGAGGAAAAAGCUAUAUGGUCUGCAAAGGAGAAAGCUUCUAUUGGAGCCAUAGAAGAGAAAACAAACUUAUACUAUGUGGAGGUUACGUCACUUUCCAACGCAUUGUCAGAGGUAAGAAGUGAGUUAGAGUUUUGUAGGGAAGAAUGCAAAGACCUCAAAGAAAGAUUAGCAUGCUCUGAGGAGAAUGAGAAACAUGAGAUGAAAUGCAGCAUGGAGAAGUCUUUAGAGAUUGAUCAGCUAAAAGAUGACUUGAAAAGAGUUGAUGCUGUGAGCAAACAAUCUCAAGAGAAUCUUCAGAACCAACUUUCUGAAAUGAUGAAAGAACGUGAUACAUUGAAGGCUAGGAUGGAAGGGAAUCUGACCAAUGCUAGUGAAGUGGAGUUUAUGAGAAAAAAUUGCGAUGACAUGCUGGCGGGUGCAAAAGCUCAAGUCGAGGAACUGAAUGCAAGAAUUUCCAGUAUGGAAGCCAAGAUGCAGAAUGAUGAAGUGGAGAACAAUAUAUUGAAGGCAAAACUUCGAAUGAGGCUUCGUGGAACACAAGCAAGCUUAGAUGCCGUUCGAUUUAGGUACAAGGAAGCAUUAAAUGAGUUGGAUGUGAUGAAUAGGGAGUAUAGAGAGGCUACAGCAAACUUGAAGGAGCGGUUGGCUUUUUAUGCAAAGGAAGUGCUCAACCUCAAGAAGGAACUCUCGGGCCAACGGAAGUGAGUAUUAGAUAAUCCGUUUGUAUAUUCAAUCUUUUCUAUAUGGGUGGUGAAAAGCUUAAAAUGUUGUAUUUUACCUCCUUACCCUUUGUAACACAGUAUCUUGUUGUACAUUAUCUGAAAAUAAACUAUGGUGGCACCAAAGUUUAUCAAAACAUUUGUCUAUCUAAAUUGCAUGAUUUUUUAGUGCAAAAAAGGGCUCUUCAAAUGAAA